CCUGAUCUGUCGGGCCCAAUUACUAAAAUGACUUUUGCCAUUUUAAGGAGACUUUUCUAGCCGCUGAAGCCGCCCACAAGGACGUCAUGAAGUGCUGGGGGCCCUUGAAGGCAGCGGUGGAGUACGCCCUGGCGAUGACCCUCGCCCACCUGGAGGGCUGCUCCAACGGCAACACCCUCAACUUCCAGGUGAUGGACGCGCAGCUCCAGAAGCUACUCGGGGAAGGGCAUCGUCUCCAGGAGCAGUUCGCCCCGAUCCUCCAGAACUGCGAGAGUAAUUUGUGCGUCUGGAUGAAGUCGAUGUCGCUGCAGAUGCCUCUGAUGUCCUGGAAGUCACGAGUCCAGGAGCGCAUGAAGAUGAUGCACCAGGAGGUGGCGUCAGCUGAAGGGAAAGUCUCGGGGUGCGUUCGUCCGGUUCAACAGGAAUACGAAGGACAUCUGGAGAUGCUGAACAAUCAGACGAGGGAAUGCGUGGCAAAACUACCGGCAGGUGGUGGGUUAGAUGUCCCUUCGGGUCCAGGUGGACGUGGUGAGAUGGAAUCGACAAGUCCGAGUGGACCUGUUCUAGUCAGCGGGGGCCCUAUGAUCGUAGUUGAAUGGAUGCUGAGUCCUGUGAUGGUGCUGACACCUGGGGGAUCAGUCGUCAGGACAGUUGAGGUGACGGGAACAGUUUUGGGUAGUUUUCCUGGUGAAGGUGUCCAGGUUGAAUAUAGUGCAUCCUUCGAGUCUAUGGUACCCUUCGAAGGUACUAGACUUUUCGGAACUACUGAGCCCUUUGAAGGUACUGAGCCCUUCGAAGGUACCACACCCUUUGAAGGUACCGAGCCCUUCGAAGCUACCGAGCCCUUCGAAACUACCGAGCCCUUCGAAACUACCACACCCUUCGAGACUACCAAACCCUUCGAAGGUACCGAGCCCUUCGAGACUACUGAGCCCUUCGAAACUACCGAGCCCUUCGAAGCUACCACACCCGUCGAGACUACCAAACCCUUCGAAGGUACCGAGCCCUUUGGAACUACUGAACCCUUUGAAGGUACCACACCCUUCGAAGCUACUGAGCCCUUCGAAGCUACCGAGCCCUUCGAAGCUACUGAGCCCUUUGAAGCUACCGAGCCCUUCGAAGCUACUGAGCCCUUCGAGACUACCGAACCCUUCGAGACUACUGAGCCCUUCGAAACUACCGAACCCUUCGACCCUACGGCCCCAUCAGACUUUACGACGAUGGUCACCCCAAGAGUCCCAACUGACUUAACAACGACAGGAGAAGAUUCCCUACGUGAUCUGACGCAAUUCCCUGAAUCAGCAGAUUCACCUGCGACAACGAUCAUCAUCUCCACGACUUCCGAUGAAUCAGCAACAGGUGGUGAACCUGCGACCGCAGGUGUUGGUCUAGAUGAAUUGACAACUCCAGGUGAAGUAGCAACUCCAGGUGAAAAUGCAACUCCAGGUGAAAGUGCAACUCCAGGUGAAGUGACAACUGCAGGUGAAAAUGCAACUCCAAGUGAUGUGACAACUCCAGGUGAAAAUGCAACUCCAGGUGAAGUGACAAUUCCAGGUGAAAGAGCAACUCCAGGUGAUGUGACAACUCCAGGUGAAGUGACAACUCCAGGUGAAGUGACAACUCCAGGUAAAAAUGCAACUCCAGGUAAAGUGACAACUCCAGGUAAAAAUGCAACUCCAGGUGAAGUGACAAUUCCAGGUGAAAAUGCAACUUCAGGUGAAAAGGCAACUCCAGGUGAAAGAGCAACUCCAGGUGAAAAUUCAACUCCAGGUGAGAUGGCAACUCCAGGUGAAAUGGCAACUCCAAAUGAAAAUGCAACUCCAGGUAAUGCUACAAUAGCUACGAACUACUCAACUCCACGUGAAACAAUGGACAUAACCAAUCCUGGAGAUCAAUACGAAGUUAAACUCGUGGAACCGAAAAUCUGAUUGGAAUUUCUGACAAGUUAAACCCGGAAAAUCGACGAGCAAAAGUCUUUUCAAAAAUGAAGUCGUAACGAAAUCAUAUCGAACGUCUGUUGGAACGUGACAACACAACUGAGACAGAGUUUCCAUUGUUUGUUUAAUUGUUUGUUCGAUUGUUAGAAAUUAAUGUUUUUCGGGUCGAUAAACUUUGGAGAAAUUAAUGAGCUGAUGAGGGUGACGUGAAAGUGAAUGAAAGUUCUGAGAACUGAUGAGUGAAAUAUUAAAUUAUAAUUAUCAUAAAUAUUGAUUUUCAAAAUGAUAUUGAAAGGAAAAUUGACUGCCCUGGGGUGUGAACCUGUGACCAUCGGAUCCAACAAUUAAUAAUAAAAAUGAUGGAAUUUAAUGUUAUUAAUGAUUUUGGAUCUGAUGAUUGUGGACUAAUUAACAGAGAUAACUUGGUCGGUUCCGUUGCCUCGAGGAUGAUAACUCCUUCGCCUUUUUGCUUCCUGGAUAAUGGCUAAAUACCUGGACGUUGAAGAUGCAUUUGGACCACUGGACUAGCUCAAUAACCUCAUGGUUAUUAUAAAUUUAUUCGCGUUAUAAACCACUUGUUCAAUAGCCCGUGACAUUGAUGUCCGUGACGUUUGUCAUGAUCUUAUUAAUUCUCCCUUCGAGUCUCUUUAUUUUAUUUAGCUUAUUAAAAGCUUGGUCCAGCAGUCUUGGAUACACCUUCAUCCAGACCUAGUGAUAUCGAGCCUUGGAUACCAGUCCUUCGCCUCGACUGGCCCGACUCUGGCAUCCAGACACUUGGAUAUCAGUCUUGGCGAUCCGGUGGUUAAGCUACUUGUAUCAAAACACCUGCAGCUGUCACAUGAUUCUAUAUUAUCAACCAUUGGCUUAACCCGGUGGUUAAAUCACCUCCUCGCCUGCUUGAGGAUCAGUAAAUCAAGUCUCGGGGGGCCAGUCUACCCCCAGGCUCGUUACAAUCUCGGUAUCCAGGCUUGAUUCCCUGGAAGAAUCCAAACCCAUCAACUAUCUAAUAUGACAAUCCUAUCAAACCUGAUUGAGGUUAGGACACCCAGAGUCUGGUAGACCUAGACUUCAUUCUUCAUUCAGUCUUCCGAGUCUCAUUUUCAAAGUAAAGGAAAAGUCCUGGGUUUUACGACCUUCGUGACCCUCCAUAAAGAUCGCGAGGGCCAUCAACUUUGAAACUGUUGUCUCAGGCCUUGACAUUUCCCCUGUUACCACCAAUUUUCGUGGUCGAAAGGUCACUCGAGUGAGAACUUCCCCUCAAAGUCAAUAUUUGUUCGACUAGACUACAAUAUUUCCUUUUGUAAAAAGGACGUACACCUCAAAUCUCGAAUCGAAUCGAACAUAUCGAAAUUCCGUAACACUUAUUCGUGAUUGGUAGAUACAUUCACAGCAGCAUAAUUUGAAUUUCACAAGUACACAAGUAUCAAGUAAAUCAAGUCAAUGGAUGAGUUAAUUAGUAGAAAAUAAAAACUUAGUUAGAAAAUGGAAAUGAAACAAGUUACUCAUCAAAUGUAAAUAUCUAUAUCUUAUCGAAACUCCUGUAUUUUCCAAGUCGUCUUACAGCUUCAAGACAUUUAAAAUUUAGCAUGUUGCCUACAAGUGGGAAAUAGAUCAGCUGUGAAUAUAUCAGCAAUUUUUAAAGAUCCAUGUUUACGAAAUGAUGACGUGUUCAACGUCAUACGCGAUUACUUCAGGAUCAUUUUGGUAUAAUUAUUUUGAAUUUAAAUAUUACAUUGACUUUUUAUAUCCAUAUAAUUCAACUGCUCUACUCAUACAGUAGUUAAAAUAACGUGCACUCACCGCAAAUGUGACUUAAAUAAAAAAUAUCACAACAAUUAAGAUUAACCAAAUCGUGCGCGGUGGCGCGCGGCUAUGUCUCGUGUGUUAAAUUCUCCAACAACUACCCCCCUCCCCCUCCUCACUCACACUAAUACUUGCCUUGCA
Messenger RNA from Diachasmimorpha longicaudata, 3881 nucleotides. RefSeq names its product neurofilament heavy polypeptide-like. The record is from RefSeq and is a predicted model, not a curated record. The transcript is spliced from 3 exons. Lineage: Eukaryota; Metazoa; Arthropoda; Insecta; Hymenoptera; Braconidae. Bases 87 to 1928 code for a protein of 613 amino acids.